Messenger RNA from Babesia bovis T2Bo, 2690 nucleotides. RefSeq names its product Coatomer WD associated region family protein. The transcript has a single exon. Lineage: Eukaryota; Apicomplexa; Aconoidasida; Piroplasmida; Babesiidae. The record is from RefSeq and is a predicted model, not a curated record. Gene Ontology annotation, molecular function: structural molecule activity; protein binding. Gene Ontology annotation, cellular component: COPI vesicle coat. Gene Ontology annotation, biological process: intra-Golgi vesicle-mediated transport; retrograde vesicle-mediated transport, Golgi to endoplasmic reticulum; endoplasmic reticulum to Golgi vesicle-mediated transport. The coding region runs from base 20 to 2641 and encodes 873 amino acids.
ACAUUUUGCAGUUGACAAAAUGGCGCUCCAAAUGGGUUUAUUCAAAAAACUGGAGAUUAUCAAAGAAAAGGUUAAAUGUGUCGAUUUCCACACAUCAGAACCAUGGAUACUCUCUGGACUGUACAGCGGAAGCUGUACGAUACACAAUAUCAAAAAGCAGACGCUGGUAAAACGCAUCGAUAUCUGUGACAGUCCAAUUCGUUGCUGUAAAUUCAUCGCACGCAAACAAUGGCUUAUAGCGGCGGGAGAUGAAAUGUGCAUUUUUGUAUACAACUACAACUCGUUAGAACGAGUGGCUGCCGUGGAAGGACACACGGAUUUCAUAAGAUACAUGGAUGUUCACCCUACGCUUCCAUAUGUUAUCAGCUGCUCAGAUGAUAUGACAAUAUCGUUAUGGGAUGUAGAGCAUAACUGGGAGCGCAUAUGCGUCUUCGAGGGGCAUCAACACUACGUAAUGAUGGGUAAAUGGAGCCCCAAAGAUAUAUAUACAUUUGCAUCGUGCUCCCUGGACCAUACAAUCAAGUUUUGGGGUGUUUCUACAGACUUGCUAGACAGGCGCCACUCGGCCCAAGCUUCCCCGAAACCAUUCUUUACCCUGAAGGGACAUACGAGUGGUGUAAAAACCAUAGACUUCUCAACUGUGAUGUCUAACCCGUACAUCAUAUCUGGUAGCGAGGACACCACUAUACGCGUAUGGGAUUACCAAACUAAGCUAUGUCUCCAGGUGCUCCGACAGCACACGCAGCCAGUGACAUGCGUGCUCCACCACCCCCGGCUGCCCUUAAUCAUAACAGCGGGUGAAGACGGGAAUGUAAACACGUGGCACAGCACAUUGUACAAGCUGAAGUCCAGUGUCAACUACUCAGUCGGUAGUAUAUGGAGCAUUGCCUGCGAUUCAACGCAUAUGGCCCUAGGAACGGACGAUGUGGCAAUGGUGUUGCACUUCGGCAGGGACAAACCCUUGGUUUCAAUGCAUGGCAACAAACUUAUCAUGGUAAACAUGUUCGACAUUAUGAGCUGCAAUCUAGGAUCGGCGCCUAUACCCGACGAUGAUAGUAUUGGCAAGCCGUUAUCCCUGGACUUCCGCAACAUUGGCCAUUGCGAAUUCUACCCGCAAUCAAUAUCGCAUCAUCCUAACGGUCGUUUCAUCUGUCUGUGCGGCGAGUCUGAAUAUGUUAUAUACACGGCACAGGGAAUGCGCUCAAAGACAUUUGGCAAGGCCAUGCAGCUAGUGUGGUCAUUCGAUGGAGAUUAUGCCACCUGGGACGGUCAUGAAAUCACUAUACACCAGGACUUCAACCCAGUGACUACUAUCAGGCCUGAUGUCCCCGUAACAAGUAUCCACGGCGGCCACCUAUUGGGUGUGACGUCUAAUAACAGUGUUAUGUUCUACGACUGGAAGACUUGGUACCUGGUUCGUACCAUUGAGGCCGGUGUGUUCGAUAUCUGGUGGAACGCCAGCGGUACCAAGGUGGCCUUGGGUUGCACUGGCAACUGCUACAUCCUCAAGUACAACAGCGACGAACUGUCAGCUGCAAUAGAUAAUCAGGAAUACGAUGCAUCCAACGGGGUAGCCUCAGCUUUCGAGCUAGACGGCGAAAUCAUGGAACGGGUUAACAGCGCUACCUGGGCAUUAGACACGUUUAUAUACACAACAGCAGGCCUUCACCUGAAUUUCUGGACUGCUGGUACAAGUGAAAUAUUCCACUACCUGGAUCGACCACUGCACAUGAUAGGCCACUCGGCCCAAAGCGGUAUGCUGUACCUAUGCCAGGACGAUGUGGUUGCAUACCCCCUGCCUAUCGACUAUCUGCGAUUCCACUCAUUCGUUAGUUUCAAGAUAGAGGCCGCGGAGCAGGGAGUUGAAUACGAAGAUGACCAGGAGCUGGAUGAUAUCAUAUCAAGCUUCGAACCGGCCAUGAGGGAACGUGCUAGUGAAUUCCUGGAAUCCGUAGGUGAAUACAAAUUAGCACUGCGGUCGUCAGUUGAACCGGAACGCCACUUCGAGCUGCACCUAAAGCUGGGUAACGUCAAGGACUGCCUUAGGAUACUACAUGAAUUGCAGGCGCAGCAAUCUGAUAGGUCACGUGACGAUGUGCUGCGCUCGAAAUGGAAGCGCCUUGGCACACACUGCCUGGAUACCAACGACUACGAUACCGCAGUGGAGUGCCUAAUGAACUGCGGAGACUACUCGUCCUGUAUGCUGAUUUACAUCACCUCAGGAAACCGUGAUGGUAUUGCAAAAAUAGCAGAAAUCGCAACCAAAGAGGGAGUGGCCAACAUUGCAUUCACGUGCCACUAUAUACUGAACAAUAUACCAGAGUGCAUAGACCUCCUGCACCGUACGGGUCGGCAUAGCGAAGCUUGCAUAAUGGCACGUACGUACAAGCCGUCGGCAUUAAAGGCAUCCUAUGAAAAGUGGAACAAUGCAUACAACCCAAAUCUACCCGCCCUAGAAGAACCUACAGUAGAUCAAGAUGCCCUUGAAAUUGAAAAGUUGCUAUCAGAGAGACUGGCCACAGGCUUCCCGCAGGCCAAGGAAUACCCCAAACUGAAAGAAGCUGUGUAUGUCAAUUUGCUGCGCAGUGAAACGCCAAUAGAUAGGAGUGCCAUUGCGUCCGACUGGUCAGCGGGGAUAUAACUAUAUAGUGACUAUAUAAUUUAUACAAAGUGUAUCUAGGUGCCACGCA